Drosophila novamexicana is the source of this 3077-nucleotide messenger RNA. It is a transcript of the gene 5PtaseI, whose product is annotated as inositol polyphosphate-5-phosphatase A. The coding region runs from base 123 to 2255 and encodes 710 amino acids. Gene Ontology annotation, molecular function: inositol-polyphosphate 5-phosphatase activity. The record is from RefSeq and is a predicted model, not a curated record. NCBI's taxonomy places the organism in Eukaryota, Metazoa, Arthropoda, Insecta, Diptera, Drosophilidae. The transcript is spliced from 8 exons. Gene Ontology annotation, biological process: phosphatidylinositol dephosphorylation.
AAAACGAUACAUAUUACGAUGAUUACGUAUAAGUUUAUAAUUAUCGAUGUAUUAGUGUAUUUCUUACAUCCCUACACUACUCUAACAAAAUAAGAUACACAAGCUUGGGAACAUCCGAAAAAAUGGAAUCAAAAGGCGGCCAAUCAGAUACGAAACUAUUGCUAGUAACAGCUAAUGUCGGAAGUUUGUUUGAAGAUCCACAAAGACUACUUACAAUAUGGCUAGAAGAGUUUAUUAGCAAUGCAACAAGGGUCAAUCCCAGAUUUUUAGCUUUACAUCUACAAGAAGUGGGUGGAAAGACAUACGAGAAUUCAAUGGGUAAUGUACAGGAAUUUAUCAGAUGUUUAUGCGAGGCAAUGGCGAAGACUGACUUUAUCUACGUUCAUAUAUAUAUGGACGAAGACUUUAAGUCUGCGGAACAUUUUACUGCACUUGGAAACAUUUACUUCGGUCACAAGGAUAUAUGUAUAUUAAGAAUAUGGAAUUUUCUUACUCACGACUGGGAAGAAAAGCUGGACAAAGGCAAACGAAUAUAUUCUGGUAAUAUUGAAAAUGUUCCGACUAAGGAGAAAGCAAAGUUCCCUCAGCAUUUUUUUCCCGAAUGUAAAUGGUCUCGGAAAGGAUUUAUGCGAACCCGAUGGGAAAUUAAUGGAACUGCCGUUGAUCUAGUCAAUAUACAUCUUUUUCAUGAUGCAUCUAAUUUGGCUGCAUGUGAAGAUUUUCCUUCUGUAUACUGCAAAACAAGGAGAAGAGCCCUCAUACAUACUAUUGAAAGGUUCCAUUUAGAUGAAAAAAAUGGAUCCGUUCCUUUUUUUAUAUUUGGAGAUUUCAAUUUCAGAUGUGACACAGCAGGUGUUGUUAAAGAACUGACUGCAAAUUUAACUGCUCAUCGCGUCCAAAGUGUAAAGAAUGAAAACACUAAAAUUAAUUAUCGCAAUUCAGAUGGCAACAAUAUACUUACUGUUGGUAAAAAAGAAUUUUGUCACGCCGAUCAUCAACUUAAAUUCAAAGAAUUUUGGUUAAAAGAGUUUGAUAGAGAAUUGGAACCACUUACGGACAUUUUGGUUGAAUAUCCGAUAUCUUUUAUUCCAUCAUAUCCUUUUGAAGAAGAUCCCGAAAUGCCUACUGAUUAUAUGUCAACUAGGUGUCCAUCAUGGUGUGAUCGUAUUUUAAUGGCUCCACAAGUCAAAGACAUAAUUAAAAGUGAUGAGUGGAAAUAUGAUAUGAUAGGACAAACUGUAUGCAUGGGCGACCAUAAGCCCAUUUACUUAACUGUUCAUCUAAAGCCAAACAAAGGUACUUAUAGAUCAUGUGACUACAGCUGUUCAGCUAUCCAUAUUAAUAACAACAACAAUUUAACAUCACCCGUUAAAUUCAAGACUUGUCCUUAUGUAAAAAAAGUAUAUAAUCAAGUUAUAAAAGAAGGUAAAAUUCUUAGCCAAGGCAGUAAAUCACAAGACCUACCGUUAGACUAUUUAAAUAGCCAUUUAGCUGAUGGCCAUUAUGCAAACACCCCCAACAGACACGAUAAACAAAUUAUAGAGACUACGUUAAAAGUUGAAUGCGACGAAGAUAUACAAAAAGAUACCUCAAACUACCCAAGCAUUAGCAUUAAUAUAAUUAAUUCCGAUAAUAUAUAUGUUUGUAUGUGUACACAAACAUACAAUUCGGUCUCCCGCGGAGCUAAACAUGAGACCAUUUGCCCAAUAUGCCGUAAUUUAACGAAGGGGCAGCCUGUUGAGCAUCGUAACAGGUUAUUAUCAAAUAGUGUUGUAUUAUCAGAAAAUAUAAUAGUAAAUCAAAUCGAUACACAACACCUUAAUACUUAUAUUGAAAGGUCGUACGUGGACCCGUACACUCCAGAAAGCAAUGAAUCUAAUUCCCCAUAUCCUGAGCUUAGAAGCAUAGCAACAACUUCCCAAAGCAAAAGUUGCAAACUAGAACUUUUUAUGGCCACUGAUAAAGAUCAUAAAAUGCAAUACUCUGGGCAAAAUGGAAAUGACGAGGACUUAUAUUCUUUACAAUCAGUCCAUGCAAUCACAGAGAAACAGUCAAGAGCUACCGUUACACCUGUGCAGUUAAAAUCUCGAUUAGAGGACCUACAACGAACAGAAAUGUUUACUUCAGAUAGAGAUUAUGUUGCUUUUGGGAAGGGUGAUGUUCAUAAUGUCGACGCUAUUAGCACCCCAAAAUAUCUUUCAAACAGUAGAAAUCGCAAUCGUAGUUUUUUUUCUAUGUGUUGUAGUAUUCACUAAUUUAAGUUUUUAUUCUAUUGUUAAUCAGUAUUUGUAAGAUGUUUUUGUUUUUAUUAAUAUUUAAAUUAUUAUUUUAACUGUUUUGUUGCUAUAUUUCUAGAAACACUUACAAGUUAUUUCAUUUUAUAAAAAAAUAAAUUAUGCGAAGCUUACGUAUAGUUAGAAGUUUUCGAAGAUAAAAUUAAUUACUUAAUUUCACACCAAAGAUAAAUAUACCAAUAGCCAUAAUUGACAUAUUACUGUGAUUUUGUAUAUGCGACAGAAUUAAUAUAUUAUCUAAAUUAAAUUGUGUUGCACAUAAUAUUACUAUUAUUUGUCUAAUUACCCCAUAUCACAGUCGAAAACGAUCAAGCUAAGCUGCAUCCCUACAUUCCUGAUAGAUUGGGACUCAAAGUGAAGCUAAUAAUAUUAUGUUUAUCGCUUUUAUUUGCAUAUAUGUAAUUAUAAAAUGAUUUUAGGAAUAACGUAACGUUUAUGAAAAAAAAAAAACAAAACAGCCUACAAAUGGGCCAUAUAGUCUUUGUACUUAUGAUUAUGGUUGACAAUUAUUUUCAUUUUUUAUUUUUAUUUUAUAUUAGAUUUUAAAGUCGCCGUGAAACUAGGUAAACUUAAUACAAAAGUUUAUCCCAGAAAAAUUAAAAAAUAGCAUUGCCCUACCGCCGAAAUAUGGGUGGAUUUGGCAAUGCACAUAGUAGAUAUCAAGAGAAAGAAUUAUCCAUCUGUACAUUAGUAUAAUUGCAGAAUUAAAAAAAAAAAACUAAGAAAGGUUAAGAAACAAAACUUCGUAAAAUAAAUAUAUCAAAAUUAAAUUUUUCAGAACAG